AUGGUGGUGCAAAAGAAUUGGAAUAACGUCGAUACAUCGCAACAGAAUCCUGCUACAGAAAACUCUAAUGGUACAUGGAGCUUUCAGGCACCAGUUAAAACAUUGAAUACUCGUUCUAAUACACCUAACAAUAUGCAUGCGAAACAGCCAGUAACAAGGCAGAUUGCCAUAAACACACUGGCAGCUAUGCACAGAAGGUUCAGUCUGCCUGGACCAGUACAGCCACACUCCAGACCCAUAGCUGAGUUCAGGGCCAGCGCCAAUAAGUCUUUGGAUAUGUUAAGGCAAACUAUACAAUCAGCAGUCACAAGGGAAAUAGACCAAGUUAUCAAGAAAUAUUUAGAGAAAUUCUUUGUGCCGGCAGUAAAUAAUAUAAGACUCAAUUUGGGAGAUGAGUCCGUUAGUGAAGAUCAGGUGAGAGCAGUUUGCCGAGCAAUGCUUGAUGCUACAAGACUACUGUAUACAACACCGCCAAGGCCUGCUCAGUCCCCUUAUGAAAACAGUGAUUCGGAAUCUAGUAAUAGUGUUGAUCCUAAACUUGUCAAGCAAAAUUUACAGAGUCCAUGCCAAAAGCGAAAGGAGUCAGACAAUGAUAUGGACAUAAUUAAAAGGAAGAAGAUAAAACAGGAGGACACCACAGACAGUGCAUCUUCAUCUCCAUUGCCAUCUCCUGCUAUUAGGGACCCUGAGAAGUGGAACCCUGCAAGAUUGACUCAAGAAACUCUGUUUAUUAUGGGAUCCCAUGCUCACAAAGUGCUUGGUCUUGGUAACUCUCGUGGUCGGUUGUACACCAGGCAUGCUGGUUUACUCCGAUAUCCAGCUGACUCGUCAGACAAGGAAUGGAUUGCUAGUCACAACCUUGUUAAUGCUGUGGGAGGGAAGACCUAUAUUAUGGUCCUAGAAGACAUUGAAGAACUUGCAAACAGUGAUGCUUAUAAACACAACUCACUACCCAUGUUAGGAGAACUGACCGGCUUCAAAGUACCUCUCUUCAUGUUGAGGAAAAUAAAGGCCUAUGUUCAUAAACGAGCCCUCAGUGGUGACAUCAGCAAUGCCAACAGCCCUCAACCAUGCUCAAGCAGUAUGCCAGAAGAAGAUAAAUACAAAAUAGAAGAUAUCAAAGUUGAACCUAAUCAUGAUAACUUCGACAGCAAUAGUUUUGAUGCGAGCCAGUAUAUUGGCAAUGGGGAAAACAGUAGGGACUUCUCAGAUGUUCCUAUGAUGAAGGAAGAUACAGAUUUCGCUGAUAUCAAAGUUGAAGAUAUUGAUGACAUGAAAGUUGGUGGGAUAAAGGUCGAAGAUUUAGACGAAAUUAAAAUGGAGGAAAUGAAGGAUGAGGAUGUAGUUGAUCUGAAUAAUAUUAAAGUUGAGAACAUGGAUGAUCUUGACGUGGAUGCUAUGAAAGUCGAAGACAUAAAGUUGGAGAAUGAUGAUGCCUUCUCUCUCUGUAAAGAUGGUGAGGAUUCCCAGAAUCAUUUGGUCGAUGGAUUGUUGGAAUCUGAUAUUGAGUUCCUGAGCCGAAACUUGGGAGAUAUUGAGAGUGAUGCUGAUGCAAGGAAAACUAUAGAGAAGUUGACAGGCGCUAAUCCUGAUACUAUUACGUUGGUUGGGGACGAGUUUGAUUUGGGAACUACCUUGAAUACUAAUUUUUCCGUGAACCAGACAAAGUGCAUCACGGUAGCCUCAACUACCAGUGGCAUGGUGCACAGUGUCCCAGUAGCUCAUUUGGCAGCGCCGCCGCGCAUCACCGGCAGCACUGUGCACUACUACACCAGUUCCAACCUCCCACCCACUGGUCAACGGACCGUCCACCAUCUACCACAAGCCACAGUUACCAUACAGAACAUUCCUGGAACUAAUUCACAAGUUAUUCGAGGUAUACCAAUCAACACCAAAACGGGAGCGUUCAGCACAGUCAUGUCACAAGGAACAGCGAGUACAAUCAUUGGCUUUGGCACUCGUUCCUCCAACGCCACAAUCAUCGGUACUCCGCAGUAUGUCAAUGUGAAUUCGAAGUCGUUCCCAACUGGUAACAUACUACACAACGCGAUUGUGUCAAGGAACAUAAUCAAUCGGAGUAAUCUGUCUGCGCCAGCUUCAAGCGCGACCUUCAAUGUGACUGCGGUGAGACCAGUCCUACACACAUCCACGCCAAAGAUAAGUACAGUUGUCACAGCAAGUUCCAGUGACUUCGAUAGUAUUUCCACUACUAAAGAUAUGAUCGACAAUGCCUGCAAUUCAUCUGUAAUGUUGAAGAAAGUACUCACUUUAGGCAGUGCGGGCGCUGCCAAGUCUUUUAUGAUGCACAAUACGCAGAAGGUAUUGUCCACUGGGUUCGCGAACGGUGUUACACCACCUCCAAACGUUACGAUCGUCAGUUCAGGCACCAGUGGUGGUCUGCUAAACAAUAAUAAUGUAGUAGGACAUUCCUCCAGCAACAUUGUAAGUCCAACAUCUGGUACGUUAAGUGCCACGCAUGCUACUCUAUCAGCUUUGUUGGCCUCAAGCGCUGAAAAUGCUCCUAAAAAUAAGAAAUAA
Spodoptera littoralis (African cotton leafworm) is the source of this 2538-nucleotide messenger RNA. Lineage: Eukaryota; Metazoa; Arthropoda; Insecta; Lepidoptera; Noctuidae. The record is from the annotation of a GenBank genome assembly.